Adineta ricciae is the source of this 288-nucleotide messenger RNA. NCBI's taxonomy places the organism in Eukaryota, Metazoa, Rotifera, Eurotatoria, Adinetida, Adinetidae. The record is from the annotation of a GenBank genome assembly.
AUGAAUCCAUUGCAAUUUGCAGCAGCAAUUGGCGGUGUAAUUGGUGGAUCUGUUGGUGGAGUAAUUGGUUGGAUAACAGUCGUUAAAGAAAUUAACAAAGAACUAGGACAAGGAACAGGUGGAUUUACUGGUGGAACUGCUGGAGCCAUUGGAGGAUAUUUUGCAGGCCAUGCGGUUAUGUCUAAUCGUUUAGGAGCAAUAGCAGGUAUUACUGCUGGAAUAGUAGCUGGUUGUGCUGCUGGAUAUACAGUUGCAGGAAAGGUUUAUGAUGGAAUUAAACCAAAAUAA